Messenger RNA from Ostertagia ostertagi, 417 nucleotides. Lineage: Eukaryota; Metazoa; Nematoda; Chromadorea; Rhabditida; Trichostrongylidae. The record is from the annotation of a GenBank genome assembly.
AUGCGGAAGACCUGCACAAGUCCACUCUACGCCGAGAAAAUCCAAAACCUCCGUUACCUUUGCCUCAAGUUCACGCUGUCUGCCAGAAAGCGGUCGACAGGUACCGAUCUGGAUAUCCACAUCCACGAGAUGCCCAAGCUGCGAGACCUCUUGUCCUCGUCCACAGCCUCAGCGACACUACCACAGCUUCUCAAAACCUCACUAAAUAUCAGAGUGCAGGUUUACGCGGAUGAUGUGAAGAUAUAUGGUUGCUACAACGAAAACAAUCGUGACGAGGUCUCUAGAGCUCUUGAACAAUCUAUCGAGAAGCUUGAUGAGUGGGCUAGGAAUUUUGACUUAAUGGUCAACUUGAGUAAAUGUUUUGUACUCCACAUUGGUGACGGAGUGCCUCUUUACCAUCUUUCGGAAUACACAUAG